CAGUCAGUUGGACUGAAGGGAAGUCCGUGGACGCACAGCGAUUGGUGCCUAGUCUACUACAAAUAUACAAUCCCCCAGAUUGAUCUCGUUUCUGCACACACACGCGCGCGCACACACACACACACACAGCUGAUGCCUCGUUGAACAUGCGACUGAGUCACCUGCCUUUGGAUGAAGUUGGAGUUGUCUUCUUGCAGAACAAACACAAUGUGACCAUGUUGAAGCAGUGACUGUUUUGUCAGAUAUCGGAGUACCUGUAUUAUUCCAGUGAAGAGGGACUUAAGAAUGGGGAAACAUCAGUCCAAGCAUGCGUGCAAGCGCAGAGAAAACCCCGAAGGAGACAGUUUUGUGGUGAACGCCUUCCUCCGGAGAGGGAUGGAGGAAUGUGAGAGGUACAGCGCGACGGAUCACAAGCUGAAGAACAUGCAGGGGUUUCCAAAUGCUGAGCUGAAGGAAAGACAAUUCACAGAUCAACACUGUCCCCUAGAGGUGGUCCUUCCUCCAGAGAAGGCUGAGGGCUGUGAAAGCUACGUACAGUACCUGCACCCAGAGGAUGGAGUGCAGGAGAUCCUUAGGGAUUCGUCCAAAGCUCCUGGGAAAAAACGCAUCAGUCUGGAUGACUUGGAGUGUGAUGUUUCUGUGGAGGAUGACAACCGCCAGGAGUGGAUCUUCACCCUCUACGACUUUGACAACAGUGGGAAAGUGACAAAAGAUGACAUGUCCAGUCUGAUGCACACCAUCUACGAUGUGGUGGAUGCCUCUGUUAAUCACUCCUGCCAUAAUAAGAGCAAGACUCUACGUGUCAAACUGAGCGUUACUCCGGAGCCCAGGUGCAACAGAAAAGAAACAGGAACAGAUCGCUUUCACCAAGAAGAGGGACGCUCAGCUGACAAGCGACUGUCCUCCUACGUCAGCAAAGGGCCAAGCAAUGAGGCGCCGGCCCCGGAGGGUCAGAACUACUGUGUGGACGAGAACACAGAGAGGAGGAAUCACUACCUGGACCUGGCUGGUAUUGAGAACUACACCUCCAGAUUUGAGGGUACCACCCCUGACUUCCCACCACAGGAGGCUGACGUUCGAAACCCCCAGAGCCAGAGCCGCUCCCGCUCCCAAGAACCAGAAACCCAAGUGGCUCACCAGCGACGCUCACAGGUCAUCAGCGAUCACUACAACCCCGCUGAGCCUCGAAGCAAGAGCACACACUUUGUCAAAUCUCCCAAAGGAACCUACAAGGGAGGUGGAGGAAAUAACGGGGCGAGCGGAGGCGGCAAAUCCACUAAAUGCCACGGCCACCACCCGCCUGGGCAGAGCAUGCUGCACAGUGGCGGCGCGCCAGGUCACGGGGGUCAGGACGUGUACCACUUGCCACACCAAGCCAGUUCAUCCAGCCACCACCAGCACCCUCUGCAAUACAGCCACAGCAAACGCCUCAGGGCGAAAGGCCGAGAGGCCGCGUCUCCAUCCAAAACCCCGCUGACGCCUCCGUCGCACCCCCAGCAGCAGCCGCCUGCGCACCCCGUGCUGCCGAACCCGGAGAGAGAGCCGGCGUCUGGCCCUCCGGGGGGCCCAGGGUUUGUGGUUCCUGUGGUUCAGCGUCACGAGCACCACCACCACCACGAGCACCACCACCACCACCACUACCACCAUUACCAUCAGACAUGACCGCCUUCAGUGGGGCAGUGACUGAAACCGUACAGGACCAACCACAACCAAAUAACCACCCACACAGCAGUCUGAAGGACUGAGGGAGUGUCUCACGCACUGCCCAGGAUCUUUUUACUCUUCUCUUGCGAGCUAUACAGAUAUAUUCUCAGAUUAGAUGUACUGGGGAAUCGUUUGCUGAUUGUAUUUGGACCGGAAGGGAUGUUUUAUUUCUGAGGUUAUUGUAUAAUAACAGAAGAUAUGUGCUACAGUUUUUGACGUUCAGCUAGAUGUUCUGCCGGGACUGAUGGGACUGUAAACCAGACUGUUGAGUGAGGGUGCAGAUGCCAGUAAGGAACAAAUCAGAGGACUUUUGUCAUUCUUUCCCUCCUGAUGAUGUCGGUUGAGGUCCCUGGAAGCUAUAUGCCAGAGUAGCUGUGUUGUUCUAUGUGAGACCUUUCCAAAACAUGGAUCUCAGGUGUAAAGGUGCUGCUGCUCUUGAGCGAUUCAGAGGCUUUUUCUUCCAGGAGACCUGUUGUGGACAGCGGGGUUUCCUGUUUGGGGGAGAGCCGGGAGGGAGCCGAAUGAAAAUCACCACUGCCAGUUUUAAUGCAAAACUUGCUAUAUGUAUAAAGAAUCUAUAUAUGUAAACAUAUUUUACUGUACAAUUAUAUACAUCUAUGCAUACUUCAUCGAUAUAAUUAUGCAUAUAUUAUAUAUUUUGUCUUUUAUAUAUUUUAAUAAACGUUAUAUUGUUCA
Molecule: messenger RNA, 2400 nt
Organism: Pungitius pungitius (ninespine stickleback)
Lineage: Eukaryota; Metazoa; Chordata; Actinopteri; Perciformes; Gasterosteidae
Gene: nkd2b
Product: NKD inhibitor of WNT signaling pathway 2b
Exons: 10
Coding region: 286-1662 (458 amino acids)
Biological process (GO): negative regulation of Wnt signaling pathway
Cellular component (GO): cytoplasm
Molecular function (GO): calcium ion binding
Source: RefSeq, a predicted model, not a curated record